This is a messenger RNA of Pieris rapae (cabbage white), 4291 nucleotides long. RefSeq lists its product as uncharacterized. The transcript has 17 exons. The record is from RefSeq and is a predicted model, not a curated record. Lineage: Eukaryota; Metazoa; Arthropoda; Insecta; Lepidoptera; Pieridae. The coding region runs from base 284 to 4285 and encodes 1333 amino acids.
AGCCUCCAUCUCUCAUUAUGUAAUAAAACGGAAGUUUAAAAUAGUUAUUAAAUUCCAAACAUCGUUGCAUCGAACGUGAAAGUGUGUGCGUGUGAAUCUUUAGAAAUAGUGCCUAGAUUUAUUGAGUGAUAUAGUUGGAACAUUGGUGGGAAUAUCAAUCAACGUUACAAGUGAAUCUUAUCAUGAUUAGAUGCAUACAACGAUACAUUCCAGGUAUAGGGCCCUGCCCAAUACGUUAACAGACGCGUUUAUUUCCAAUUUUAAAUAGUCGUAGACAUCCGCUAUGACGUCACCGAAGGAAAGCAGUGACGUCAUCAAUUUCAAAGAAGAAAGAGCAAUAUCUACAGAGCCAAAGGACUUAACAGACCUUCCUCCUAGCGGUACUUCUUUACACAAGCGGCGGAGGGGUGAGCCCCCCGCCACGUUGACCGUCAAGUCACCGCAAACUCCAUCCGAUGCUGAGGGAUCCUCGCCUUGCACUGCCGGUCCUACUCCUGAAGAGUCCUGGGGUAUACCCGACGAUACUGACGUUGAAGGAAUCUGUGAUCGCAUGUUACAGAGGCUUAAGGAUAAAGAUGAUCCUGCUUCUAAAUGCGGAAAAGAUAUCGCACAACGAACUAAAGAUACUCUUGAGGCUCUUGAUCAUUUAGAAAAAUUGUUACAACUUUUGGAUCAAUUUGUUAACUUAAAGGAGAAAAACCAUAAAAUUAUCAAAAGAUUGAAUGACGUUAACAGUCUGAUACGGCUGCACAAUGCGUAUAAACGGAUAGAUCAAGAGAAUGAGAACUUAAAGAAUGAAAGUAGAGAAAUAGAACUUAUAAACGAGGCAUUGGACGCAGAACUAGAAUGCGAGUAUGGCCAGGCACUGUUUGACUCUAUUUUAGGGCGGUCGAUGAAAAGGUCAGGGUCGAAGUGGAAGAGUCACGGAAGAUUUGGUGGAUCGUUGUUGAGAAAACAACGAUCCAGGUCAGCAGGUGGUGAAGAUAGUGAUGCACCGCUGGGGAUGCCCCUCAGGAGGAGAUCGGAUGGUGUUUUUCCUAAAGAAGUAGAAAAGUCAAAAGUGUCAAACUGGACUAGAGUAAAGUCUGCUUUUAAAUGGGAAAAAGCACAAUGGCCCACUUCUACAAUUGGAGGUGUGGCGGCGGUAGCAGCAGGGGCUAUGGUAGGCGCUGUUGCGCUCACUGGAUCCUCUCCAUCAGCUCCAGGUUUACCCAACCCCGAACCCAGGGAUUCUGCCAGUUUGACACCCGGAAGUGCUAUGUCAUUAACCCCCAAUUCUUCUUGUGAAGAGUUAAGAUUGGAGUCAGGUAUGUCAAGAAAAAACCCAAUGCUAAGGUUGGAUGAUAACGAUAACUCGUUUUUACAUGCACCAAUGCAAGAUGAUAGUUCAACUUCCCCAUCUCCUAACAAGCUUCAUAAAAGCCGAUGGGGUAAAAUGCGGAAUAUCAUUCAGACACACAGGGAGUCUGUGAAGAAAAAGCGUCCCCCUAAGUCACCAGAUCUAGUUCCUGGAAGACGAAGAUCCUUCAGCGAUGGCGGAGAUAGCGAUGCACCACCCGCCUUGACUCUCACGAUUCCAUCGUCAGAAGAACUUGAGUCAGAAGGACCCCAGCCGGCGCUUCGCAAGCAGCGGUCACUAGAGCUUGGUGCUAGGCCUCCGCCACGCCCAAGAGACUCAAAAUGGAGUCGUGUCAAAAGGGCCUUCCUCACACACGCAGCGUCCGCCUCAGUACCUUCAAGUCCUAGCAGACACUCUGCAUUCUUCACUGACCCAGAUACAGAAGGUUUGAGCAGCGGCUGCGAAGCAAGCGGUGUCAGGGACGAAAUCGCUCGUGAUUAUGCCGCAUUACAGUCACGCCUUCGUAGGGAAUUCUCUGACAGACAUCCAGGGAAAGUUGACGUUAUGCGAGCGCUGAGACCUGUGGCCACUGAAGACCAGCUUUCAGCUGACUACCACAAUAAGUUGAUGGAAUGGCGCAUGAAGGGUGUGAAACAACCUCCACCCAUACCAGCCCGGAAGGACCUUAGCGAAGACUUCUUGAAAAAAUGGGAUGAAUGGACCCGUAUGAAGGAAACUAAUUCAGUUCCGACGUGGGAGGAGGAAGCGAAACCUGACGAAGUGUUGGUUCAAACAUCGACUGGUCUUUUUAAGUUUCACGGAAUCUCCCGCUCCUUUACAAGAAAACUUCACGAAUGGGAGAAAUCUCGAGGUAUAGCUCCAGAGGCCUCCACAUCCGCCCUAUUGCAGGAAGCAAAGGCGAGGAAUAAGGUUCCAUCUGCCCUAACUCGUACACAAAGUGACGGAAGCGUUGGUCCUGUGUUCGCGGGUGGGAGAGUUCAUGCAAGCAGUUUGAGUGUUAACGAUGCUGAAGAUUUAGAAAAUUUGCUUGAUGACGAAGAUUGUGAAGAUGGCAACGCUCGAGAAGCCCUCCUAAUAGAGAUAGAGGCCGAAGAGGUCUGCACGGCUGCCCCUUUAGUAGCUGUCUCUCCACGACAUACACCACAAAAACCUGUGUAUACAUAUGGCCCAGCCGAGGCACGUUUACUGUGUGAAACCACGUCUGCAAUCACCGGAACUGCUGUUGUACAAUCGAAUGGCUCUGUAAUGAUUUCAGAUUCCCGGAUAAUAAAAACAAAAGAACAAACGAUAAACCAUAAAAUUAUCAGAGAACAGUCCACCACUGAAAAAACACGCCGGAAAAUUUCAAGACAGAAAAGCCGCGAAGAAGACGCCAAAUUUAUUAGAAAGACCAUUGAGGAAAUUGAAAGAGGUCCCCUCAAAGAUUACUCUGAAACUGAUAACAUUACUGAAGCUCAAUCCAUGAGCAAAAGUAUAAGUAUCAAAAGUUUGAAGAUAGACAGUUCCAAAGAACAAAACGAUAGCGAUAAAGACGAAAAACGUAAUAACGGUAAAAAGAAAAAAACAUCCAGAGCCAGAUUAGAGAGGGAACAAUCGAAGCCGUCUGAAACUGAUACAGAACCAGAAGUAGAUACGGUGACGGUAGAAAUACCGAGAAGGAAGAAAAGACCGCGGAGACAGUCCGAGAAGCCCAGGACACCUCCAACAUCGCAUCACUCGGAAACAGAAGGCGAAGUGUUCGUCCUAAAAAUCAAAACUCAAGAUGUCCACGACAAACCGCCGGAAGUUAUAGUGAAGACCACACGCAAAAUAUUUUCACCAAUUGUGAGAAGUGGAGAGACCAUUCCACGCGCAGUUAUACCAGUAGACGUGGAGGAAUUAGAACCAAGCCAGACUCAAUUCACUCAGCCAGUCCACGACUCGAAAACUUCUUUGCAAUCUAAAAGCUCUGGAAAAAGUUCUGGAGACCUACAAGAUGAUGAGCAGAAAAAAAAUUCGAGGCCACCCCUCCCUACUUCUCCGACUUCGCAACGAAAGAAGGAAACUGCACCGGCCAUUAAAAUUAUGAUUCAACGGUAUAAUAAAAAAAUUAAUGAAGCUCCACCUUCCGGAGGAAGUAGUGGCACCACAUCUCCGUUAUGGAGAUCUCCAAAAUCGGAAAGAAAACGUCCACCAGAUAUGCCUGUAGGAGUUAAUAUAAGAAAUAACCCAUUCCUAGAAAGAGAAGUUCAAAAAUCCGCCAGCGCGUGUCAAUUAUCGCAAGAUCAAUUAAUGUCAGAAAAAUGUUUGACACCCGCAGACGAUGGAGUUUUGAAAUCCCACAGCGCGAACACAUUACAUCCUCAAAACGAAGAAGUGGAAGAUGUACAUAUACGAGAAACAACACCAAGUAUGGAGACAAUUAUACCACGAUUGGAAAAAAUACACCAGAAUUUGGAAGAAAUUAACCAGAGAUCUGAAGAAAUGUUCGAAAAACCGUUAUUAUUAAACCCUAGUUUUAUGAGAUCCAUAUCUGCUGUUGAAGAUAAUUGUACGUUAAUCAGGAUGACAUCCCGAGCCGCCAGGAUAAAGGAAGCGAGGGAACGGUUCCUUUCUUCUUCUCCUUCUAUGAGAAGAGAAGGUACUAGUUCUGCAAGUGACUUAAGACCAGGUGAUCGGUCUAGUCAAGUAAGCUGUGAAAGCGAUGCGGCGGAGGGCCAAAGUUCAAAUCCAGACUCACCAUUGGGCCGUAGUGCUUCCACGGGAAUGGUCAACGUAGAGAGGGAAACCUGGCAAAGAGUAGCUGAAAAUGGUUCCAGGCGUGAUCGCCCAAGAUCCAGGUUUAGCUUAGCUCGUUUAGCCGCUAAAUUACGGAGAAAGGAUGAGAGCGCGGUGUCGAGAUUGUGCCGACAAAGCCUUCUUGUACAGUUAAGGAAUAAACAAUAACUCGCA